AUGAAAAAUAUCAAAGAUACCAAAGAUGAACAUAUAAAAAAUAUUAAAGAUACCAAUUAUGCUAAUGUUGAAUAUAUGAAAAAUAUCAAAGAUACCAAAGAUAUUAAAUAUAUAGAAGAUAUUAAAGAUGUUGAAGACACAUUGACAAAUUCAUUUUUUAAAAUAUUGAUUUACUUAUCUAUAGCUCCAAAAAAACUACUUCAAAAAAACUAG
Ambispora gerdemannii is the source of this 213-nucleotide messenger RNA. Lineage: Eukaryota; Fungi; Glomeromycota; Glomeromycetes; Archaeosporales; Ambisporaceae. The record is from the annotation of a GenBank genome assembly.